AUGCGGCCUGAGGACCUGGAGGCCAGGAUCCAGAAGGUUAAACCAGCUCCCCACCCCCCAGCCCACAUGUGGCGGUACAGAUCUGGACACGAGUGGGAGGGGCCCACGGGCGGUCCAGUCCUGGUCCUGUCACUGGGCUCACUGAGUGGCUUUGGAAGCCAAACCGCAGCCUUGAGCAAUCCUGCGCGCCCACCCGGCGCCUGGGAAGCCUCGCGACCGCCACGACCCGACCCGCGGCCAGGCCCCCGCCCCACGACCGCCAGAGCCCAGCCCAGCCGGGGGUCGCGCCCGCCUCGACGUGCCUCGCGCGCCCCAAACCCAUCCGAAGGUUGCGCUUCUCCCCUUCCCGCGGCCAGCCACGGUCCCGAGCCCGCCUCCAGCCCAGCUCAACGCGCGGGUGACGCCAGCCCGAACAUUCCUCGCCGGGCCUCCGGCUUAGCCGGGGUCGCGCCCCGCUUCGACGUACCUCGACCGCCCCUAGACCACCCGGAGGCCGCGUCCCGCCCAGCGCCCGCCCCGGGCCCACCCCACCCGGGAGUCGCCGCCCGCCCCGCCAGCCCACGCAGGCCUCCUCGGGGCCGCGAGGACGGGGCGCAGCGGGGCGCGCGGGCCAGGGCUGUGCCGGGGUGGCCGAGGACACUGGGCGGAGCGGCGGGCUCGGACUGCCAAGGCUGCAAACGCCAGCGCGACCGCAGCCCGAGGGCGACGCUGCAAAUAGUCGCGGUUUCCACCCCGUGCCCGACCGCCCUCCCGACCAUCCGGACCUUUGGGGCUUGCUCUCCCUUCUUUCAGCCGCCCUCUCCGCCCUGCCUCAAGGGCCCCGCUGUUCGCCCACCACAUCCUGUCCCACGCAGGCAGGCGGGGAGCCCGAGCCAGGCGCAGGAGACCAGCGCCGAGGUCCAGGCUGCGGAGGUCUAA
This is a messenger RNA of Loxodonta africana (African savanna elephant), 918 nucleotides long. RefSeq names its product translation initiation factor IF-2. The record is from RefSeq and is a predicted model, not a curated record. Lineage: Eukaryota; Metazoa; Chordata; Mammalia; Proboscidea; Elephantidae. Bases 1 to 918 code for a protein of 305 amino acids. The transcript has 4 exons.